Molecule: messenger RNA, 1098 nt
Organism: Leishmania braziliensis MHOM/BR/75/M2904
Lineage: Eukaryota; Euglenozoa; Kinetoplastea; Trypanosomatida; Trypanosomatidae
Product: putative mitochondrial carrier protein
Exons: 1
Coding region: 1-1098 (365 amino acids)
Biological process (GO): folate import into mitochondrion; nucleotide transport
Molecular function (GO): FAD transmembrane transporter activity; folic acid transmembrane transporter activity
Source: RefSeq, a predicted model, not a curated record
AUGGAUCGCUCCCUUGUCACAGCACCGGAGCGCUUAGAAUCGGCGACUCUCCGACUUGACACGCUGAACGCUGUCCCUGCCUUCAGCGGCGGCACAACUCCUUGUUUGUCACCCGCGAUUCAGCCGACGAUAUCUGUGGAUAAGCAGAGCGAUGAUGCCGGGGGUACGGACUGGGUGCCGACGUCGCUGAGUGCGAUUGGUCGACAGGCGCCGGUGGCUAUCCACACGGUUAGCUCACAGCUGGCGUCUGCCACCAGCACCUGUGUCUUCUACCCGUUUGAUACGCUAAAGACUCGGUUUAUGGCGCAAGACGGCACCGCUUUGCGCCAGCACAACGGCCGCGUCUAUUCAUCCAUGAACAGCUCACUGGCGCUCAUCUACCGAGAGGAAGGGCUGCGCACGUUGUUCCGCGGGUGCCCGGUCGCCGUUGCCGGCUCAGUUGUCGCGUGGGGCGUGUAUAUGUACUUGUACCGCCAGCUGUGCAACCUGACCGAGUACACGUCGUAUGUUGGACGCUCGGGGGUCUCGGUUCUGUCCAGCUCCAUUUCCUCCUGCGUCACCUGCCCUAUUUUCCUCGUCAAGUCACGCAUGCAGCUGGAGGAGGCGAAUUCCAGCUCGCAUUACCCCUCCUUUUGGAGAGGUAUGCGAUACACGGUGCAGACGACUGGUGUGCGCUCCCUCUGGCGCGGGUUGUCGCUGCAGCUCUUCUUGAUCUUUCCCAACGCACUGGGCAUCCCCACCUACGACACACUGAAGCGGUUUGUUCUGCGGCAACGCUGGCGUCAGGCUGAGGUCGCAGAGCUGAACCUCUUUGAGAUUGGGGUCUGCUCUGCUCUGACGAAGGUGUGGAUUCUCAUCCUGUCGCACCCGCUCGUUAUGAUGAAGGUGCGCAUGCAAGACGAGCGGGCCACGCUCGGCACCUAUCAGUAUCGAUCCAUCGCACAGAGUACCUCAAACGUGCUCAAGACGCAAGGGCUGCGUGGCAUGUACCGCGGCUUUUGCCCAGCCCUCGUGCACUCCCUACCCCGCUCCCUCCUCCACUACUACAUCUACGAGAAGACACUGUCGCUGCUGUGCCGCCGCUAUCCUUCACCGUAG